Messenger RNA from Dama dama (fallow deer), 522 nucleotides. It is a transcript of the gene GPHA2, whose product is annotated as glycoprotein hormone subunit alpha 2. Gene Ontology annotation, molecular function: hormone activity; hormone receptor binding. NCBI's taxonomy places the organism in Eukaryota, Metazoa, Chordata, Mammalia, Artiodactyla, Cervidae. The record is from RefSeq and is a predicted model, not a curated record. Gene Ontology annotation, cellular component: extracellular region. Gene Ontology annotation, biological process: cell surface receptor signaling pathway. The transcript has 4 exons. The coding region runs from base 110 to 499 and encodes 129 amino acids.
CCAAGAAGGCGUGGCUCCAGGAUGAUGGCGAAUAAAAAGUCUGAGAGCCAGCACCGUCUGGAGACCAGCAGGAGGCAAGAGGAGCCAUUCAAGAAUCCAUUCAGAAGCGAUGCCCAUGGCGUGCCCCCAAACCCUGCUCCUCUGCCUGCUGCUCCUGGUGGCCACUGAAGGCCAGAGUCAACAGGCCGCCAUCCCAGGCUGCCACUUGCACCCCUUCAACGUGACGGUGCGAAGUGACCGCCAAGGCACCUGCCAGGGCUCCCAUGUGGCACAGGCCUGUGUGGGCCACUGCGAGUCCAGUGCCUUCCCUUCCCGGUACUCCGUGCUGGUGGCCAGUGGUUAUCGACAUAACAUCACCUCCGUGUCUCAGUGCUGUACCAUCAGCGGCCUGAGGAAGGUGAAGGUGCAGCUGCACUGUGGGGGGAGCCGGAAGGAGGAGCUGGAGAUCUUCACGGCCAGGGCCUGCCAGUGUGACAUGUGUCGCCUCUCACGCUACUAGCCCAUCCUUCCCCAUCCCCUUCC